AUGGGGCCCACCGACGCGGCGGGCGCCAAGAAGCGGCGCCUGGAGCCGGCGGUGGCGCUCACCUCUGAUGAGGAGCUCGCGAGGCGCCUGCAUGAGGAGCUGAACGCGAACGUGUCGCGUCUCUCGCGCCGCAGCAGCCAGCAGCUGCCACCCACACAUCACCCGCCCGAGCCGCACGCGCCCGCGGCGCAGCAGCACCACGCCCCCGCCUCGAGCGGCGAGCCGCGGCGGCCCAACGGGCCGCUGCCGCUGCCGCCCAAGAAGAGGCGGCUGCCGCAGCCGCCGCCGGCGCCGCACCACGGCCAGCCGCAGGCGCAGCAGCAGCACCAGCAGCAGGCGGAGGCCCAAAAGGAUCGGCCGCUCAGAGACAGCUGGCCAAACGGCGACGCCAC
Molecule: messenger RNA, 392 nt
Organism: Monoraphidium neglectum
Lineage: Eukaryota; Viridiplantae; Chlorophyta; Chlorophyceae; Sphaeropleales; Selenastraceae
Exons: 1
Source: RefSeq, a predicted model, not a curated record